Molecule: messenger RNA, 310 nt
Organism: Camellia sinensis
Lineage: Eukaryota; Viridiplantae; Streptophyta; Magnoliopsida; Ericales; Theaceae
Source: RefSeq, a predicted model, not a curated record
UUUUGCUUCACUGAUGUGGCACCACCGAAAGCACUCUUCUCCAUCCAUUUCGCACCAGAAAACAUUCCCAAACAAAUGGAGCAUUAUUGGAGGGGCAAAAAAGGAGAAGAAGAAAGCCACAGAUGCACCUUACAGCAAGUGGCAGUGCCAGAUCAUGUAUUAUUGGUAUAAGAAGGUUAAAGCCAUGCCAGGUUCUGAUAUGGGAGGAUUCACUAGGGUUUUGCAUUCAGGAAAUCCAGACAAUUUGAUGGAGGAGAUUCCAACUUUUGUGGUUGACUUUUCCAGACGGGCUGGACUGGAUGUGGUUUGA